Molecule: messenger RNA, 612 nt
Organism: Cynara cardunculus var. scolymus (artichoke)
Lineage: Eukaryota; Viridiplantae; Streptophyta; Magnoliopsida; Asterales; Asteraceae
Product: pathogenesis-related protein PR-1-like
Exons: 1
Coding region: 14-520 (168 amino acids)
Cellular component (GO): extracellular region
Source: RefSeq, a predicted model, not a curated record
AUUUUAUCUUCCAAUGUUGUUUCCUACCAUAAGCUUGGCUCUCUUUCUUAUUCUCCUCGUCACCACCUCCACUGCUGUCGGAAACAAGAACCACGUCUCUCAAAACAUCAUCACCGACUUCAUAUCUCUCCAAAACCAAGCUCGAGCCGCCCUUCGUGUGCCACCACUGACAUGGGACCCACAACUAGCUCGUUACGCAAACUUGUAUGCCAGCCAGAGGCGGCAAGAUUGCUUGUUAAAGCAUUCAAAUGGACCUUACGGAGAGAACAUUUUCUGGGGAAGCGGUGAUGGAUGGAAUCCAGCUCAAGCGGCAGCGGCAUGGUUGGCGGAGCGCCAGUGGUACACCUAUGGGUCGAAUUCGUGCAACGGAGGGCAAGAGUGUGGGCAUUAUACACAGAUUGUUUGGAAGACAACUAGAAGGAUUGGGUGUGCUAAGGUUGCUUGUUUUCAGGGCAGGGGUGUGUUCAUGAUUUGUAAUUACGAUCCUCCAGGAAAUUACAUCGGUGAGAAGCCUUAUUAACUUUUUACACCACAUUUAAUGUUUGGUCAUAUCAUGAUCAUGUGUUAUCCACAUGCUUAUAUAUACACACACAUAUGUAUCUAUGUUUUCUU